Messenger RNA from Aspergillus candidus, 1559 nucleotides. Its product is annotated as S8 family peptidase. The record is from RefSeq and is a predicted model, not a curated record. The coding region runs from base 190 to 1401 and encodes 403 amino acids. Gene Ontology annotation, molecular function: serine-type endopeptidase activity. Gene Ontology annotation, biological process: proteolysis. The transcript is spliced from 2 exons. NCBI's taxonomy places the organism in Eukaryota, Fungi, Ascomycota, Eurotiomycetes, Eurotiales, Aspergillaceae.
UGAGUGACAGAGCUUAAGGGAUGUUUCAAAGACCGUGCUAGGGACCGUACUCGAACAAAAUCUAUAUAAGGCCUCCUCGUGCCGGUCCUCAACUCCUUUUUUUUCUUCCAUCCUCAUCCUCCUUCCGGCUUCUUCAGUUCUCAACUACUUGCAAGUCAACGUUCUUUCUGGUCUGUCCAACUCGCGGUCAUGUAUACCAUCAAGCGCUCUUUGCUCCUUUUGGGAGCGGUCAUCCCGGCCAUCCUCGGUGCCCCCGUUACCGAGCCUCACGUCCGCCGGUCGGGCGAGAAGAUUGCGGGCAAGUACAUCGUCACCUUCAAGGAGGGCGUCGACGCUGCCAAGAUUGCCGCCCACACCACCUGGGCCACCAGCGUCCACUCGCGCAACGUCGCCCGCAUCUCGGGCGCGUCCAGCGUCGGCAUUGAGCGCAACUACGGCAUCAACAAGUUCAACGCCUACGCUGGUUCGUUCGAUGAUGCCACCAUCGAGGAGAUCCGCAACCACGAGGACGUUGCUGCGGUCGAAGAGGACAAGAUCUGGUAUCUUGAUGCCAUCAAGACCCAGAAGGAUGCUCCCUGGGGUCUGGGCAGCAUCUCCCACAAGGGCAAGCCUAGCACCGACUACGUCUACGACGAUGCUGCUGGCACCGACACCUUCGGCUACGUCGUUGAUACCGGUAUCAACGUUGACCACGAGGAGUUCGAGGGCCGUGCCACCAAGGCCUACAACGCCGCUGGCGGCGAGCACGAGGACGGUGUGGGCCACGGUACCCACGUUGCCGGUACCAUCGGUGGUAAGACCUACGGUAUUGCCAAGAAGGCUAGCCUCCUCUCCGUGAGGGUGUUCGAGGGCGAGUCCUCCAGCACCUCCGUCAUCCUGGACGGCUUCAACUGGGCCGCCAACGACAUUGUCUCCAAGAAGCGCACCAGCAAGGCCUCCAUCAACAUGUCUCUGGGUGGUUCCUUCUCCCAGGCCUUCAACGAUGCCGUCCAGGACGCCUUCGAGAAGGGUGUCCUGUCCAUCGUCGCCGCCGGUAACGAGAACGCCGAUGCCAGCGACUCCAGCCCCGCCUCCGCCCCCGAUGCCAUCACCGUCGCCGCCAUCAGCGAGAACAACGCCCGCGCUGAAUUCUCCAACUUCGGCAAGGUCGUCGAUAUCUUCGCCCCCGGUGAGGACAUCCUGUCUGCCUGGAUCGGCUCCAAGACCGCCACCAACACCAUCUCGGGUACCUCGAUGGCCACCCCCCACGUUGUUGGUCUGUCUCUCUACCUCAUGUCCCUGGAGGAUCUCGACGGCCCGGCUGCCGUCACCAAGAAGAUCAAGGAUCUCGCCACCCCCGACGUUGUCACCGACGUCUCCGGCAGCCCCAACGCUCUCGCCUACACCGGCGCCUCCGACUAAAUCCGAGGUUCAUUUUCUGUACCAACUGUAGCAACAGGGGGGAAUUGGAAAGGGGAGAGUUGACGGAGCGAGGAUGGAUGAAAUAAAGUGAGGGAUGGGCAAGGACACAGGGGCCAUGUAUACAACUGACUGCACUGUUUCAAGAAUCAAACCACUUC